Molecule: messenger RNA, 2104 nt
Organism: Zootermopsis nevadensis
Lineage: Eukaryota; Metazoa; Arthropoda; Insecta; Blattodea; Termopsidae
Source: RefSeq, a predicted model, not a curated record
AAAUAUUCCGGUUAGCAAUUGCGAUGCCUCAUUCUGCGAUGAUGGUCGGUAGUGGCAACAAGACUAAGACCUGCGAAACGACGGUAACUGAUAAACAUUUGUCGCUAGACGUGAUGGAGCCUCCAAGUAAAGAGGUACGAGAGAAAGUACGGAGUGUGUUUGGUCUGAAUGACAAAAUAAUCAAAGAGUCUAUUCAACAGCUGAAGGAGUGGCUGGAACUUCAGCCUCACCUGCCUAAAGAAAUUGAUGAUGCAAGACUCGAGCGCUGGCUAAUCAGAUGCAAGAACAGUAUGGAGAAGGUGAAAAAAUCGUUGGACCUGUACUACACAGUGAGGACAACCGUACCUGAGAUAAUGACAGGCUGGGAUACAAACGCAGAUUGGUUCAAAUCUGCAAAGAAGGUUUGCUACUCUGCCCCCAUGCCUCAACUGACACCAGACUGUGACCGGGUCAUUUUAUUCGGACUGCUAACGAGUAAUACCAAAGACUUUGAUCCCCUGGACUUCUGUAAACUACACCAAAUGGGGCUGGAGAUUAGAAUAAGCGAGGAUUAUUGUAUGUCGGAAAUCUUUAUAGUGGAUCUUUUGAACUACACUCUGGCACAUGUCACAAAAAUUACCAUUCCGUUGAUCAAGAAAUUUGAAUUAUGUGGAAUUGGUGGAUGCAAUGUUCGCGUUAAGGCAAUACACAUUUUGAAUGCACCGCCAUUUGCCGACACUCUAAUUGCAAUGUUGAAAGUUGCACUUAGAGCCAAAAUUGUAAGCCGAAUACAAAUCCAUGGCAACAAUCUGACAACUCUUCAUGAGCAGGUGCCAAAGAGCUGUCUUCCUACGGAAUUCGGCGGUGAAGCUGGCUCCAUAGCAGAAAACUGGGGUCGCUGGACAAAAAAGAUGGAAAGUUACAACGACAUGCUUUUGGAGCGUGAGAAACAUAACUCCGAUGAAUCUAAGAGACCUGGCGAAUCUCCCAGAAGCAGCGACCUGUUAGGAUUUGAAGGAUCGUUUAGGAAACUUGAUGUGGAUUUGUGCGACAUGGCUCUGCCACCACUUGACGAGAGAACAAAGCAGGCGGUCUUGGCAGAAAUUGGCCUGAACAAGGAUAGCCUCAAGGAAGCAGUGAGAGUUCUGAAAGAAUGGCUGGAACAGCAGCCCCAUCUGCCAAGCGAAUGUGAAGAUUACAGGCUGGAACAUUGGAUAAUUGGCUGCAAGAACAGUUUGGAGCAUACGAAGGCCUGUCUGGACAUGUACUACUCGUUCAAGAACAUCAUGCCCGACAUGCUUACAGAGAGAGACCCUGCUGGAGACUGGUUCGAGAACAUCACUAGUACUGUGUUUGUAGUUCCUCUGCCGAGUCUCACGCAAGAAUACAGUCGGGUGACCAUAGUUGGACCGGUACAUCAGGAUCCCUCCAAGUUUAACAUGGCGGACUUCUGUAAGCUGGGGCUCCUAUUCCAUGACGUAAGGAGGUGCGAAGACGUCUGUCUAUCUUCUGUAUACAUCGCGGACUUAACAAACUUCAGUACGGGAUUCUUGGCAAAGUUUACAAUUCCUAUGGCAAAGAAGGCUAUGGAGUAUCACAAGAAAAGUUUUAGGGAACAAAUCACCUCAAUUCACAUCAUCGGCAGUCCAAAAUACAUGGAAUUUAUUAUGGGAAUUGCAAAGGUUAUAUUUAGCCCUAAAUUAUUCGGUCGGAUUCACAUCCAUUCUAAAGGCAAUGAAACACUGUACGAAUAUGUUCCAAAGAAAAUCCUUCCUAAUGAAUACGGCGGUGACGCAGGACCAUUUGCUGAAAUGCAAUCUUCUUGGAAGAAUCACAUGAAAACCUACAGGCGCUGGUUACUGGAUCAGGACAAAUUCAAGUCCGACGAAUCUAAACGGAUCGGUACAGGAAUCAAUAGUGAAGAGAUAUUUGGGUUUGACGGCUCGUUCAGACAACUCUCUAUUGAUUAGUGCAGUGAUUUAAUAUGCCUACACAUCUGCUCAGAGGUUUCUUACAGAUGUGCAAUUUUAAUUAAAAUGGGUGUACAUUCAGCAGUUCCUUGUUGGUUUCCUUAUUCUGCAAUAUAUUAAGUAAGAUAAAUAAAAGCUGCAAUUGAAGCAAAUAA